Messenger RNA from Elaeis guineensis (African oil palm), 1057 nucleotides. RefSeq names its product reactive Intermediate Deaminase A, chloroplastic. Gene Ontology annotation, cellular component: cytosol; mitochondrion. Lineage: Eukaryota; Viridiplantae; Streptophyta; Magnoliopsida; Arecales; Arecaceae. Gene Ontology annotation, molecular function: deaminase activity. The record is from RefSeq and is a predicted model, not a curated record.
CGCCCACGGCGCACGAAGAAUUACUCGCUGGAGAGAAAUAGUCCGUUAAGUCCGUGGUCCAAAGUCUCUCCAGUCAGUAUAGGGUUUGGAGGAGCAAUGGCGUGGAGCGCUGCGAGGUCCGUGGGAGCGCCUGCCAUCGACCUGCGAUCGCUGCGCGCUCGGGCUCCGGUCGCAGUGGGUCUCUGCUGCGUCUCCCUCGCCGGCUCCCGCCUCUGGACGUCCCGCUCCAAGCCCUUCGCCUGCAUCAACGCCGCCAUCUCCACCAACCCUACCUCCGUCGCCAACGCCGAUAAAAAGGAGGUUGUGCAAACAGAAAAGGCGCCUGCAGCAUUGGGGCCAUAUUCUCAGGCUAUCAAAGCCAAUAACCUUGUUUUUGUCUCUGGUGUUUUAGGUCUUGUUCCUGAGACAGGAAAAUUUGUCUCUGAUACCAUUGAGGAACAGACAGAGCAGGUUUUAAAGAAUAUGGGCGAAAUAUUAAAAGCGAGUGGUGCCAGCUACUCUUCAGUUGUUAAGACAACGAUCAUGUUAGCAGACCUGAAGGAUUUUAAAACAGUCAAUGAGAUAUACGCUAAAUAUUUCUCAUCUCCUGCCCCAGCGCGUUCCACUUACCAAGUAGCAGCGUUACCCAUGAAUGCUAGGAUUGAGAUCGAGUGCAUUGCCGCUCUGUAGUGCUCCUUUCCGUGUCAAACUUGCGUAGCACCAAAGCUUCCGUGAAUAAUGUUGGGUUGGGAUAUUUUGUCCUUGUAUUGGAAUCCAAAUUCCUGUAAACCUUUAGUUUGCUAUUUUCCUUUCAGCAAUUAUUGGACCAAGGGAGUUACUGAGGGAUGUCUUGUGGAAGAAAGUACAUUUCUGCUAUGAGAUAUUGUUGAAAGAAAAACAAGGGAAGCUAGUUAGGUCCGGAUGAAACACCCUCUUUCGGUCAGUGGUCAGGACACUAUUGCGAAGUUGUUUUUGAUAGAAUAUGUCAGGGAAUAAAUUUUGUCUAUCAUCUCAAUAGAACUGAUUUUAUUAGAUAGAAUGCGCUGAGGAACAAGUAUCUUCAGGCUUUGAAAAAAAA